UAUAGCAUUUACAAUAUAAGCAUGGAUUCACCUUUAAAUCGGGCCCAUCAACAAGAAAGGAAAGCAGAAAAACUUAUUUCUAACAAGAAAUACAUGGAGGCUAUAGCUUGUUAUGAAAUUGCUUCAGCUUACAUCAUGGAAGCAAUGGAGGCAACCACGGCUUCACAGGCUUUAAUUUCAAUGCAGUUGCAGUAUGAAGACCACUUACGAAAGAAAAAGUUGCUUCAGGUUAAGAUAGAAAGAAUAGCACGUGCAAAAAUGAAGUCAGAGAAUUGUGAAGAAUCAAAGGCGACAAUUGAGAAAAAUGACAAACAGCAUGACUCUGAUGUUCUACACCAAGAAAGCAUUGAUUCAAGUUAUGAUCUACCUCAUCAGUCAAACCAAGGAUUACAAAUACAAACAGACAGCACUGAAUCAGAGAAAACUGUUCGCCAAUCUAGUAUUGAGGAUUUACAGAUGCAAGUGUUAACUCUAACGCAAGCAUUGGAAGACUCGAACCGUGAAAAUAAUCAUUUGAGAAAUAUAGUUAUACGUUUUAAAGACAUUUUACAUGAGAAAUUUGGUCUUACACAAGACGAAAUUGAAGGAUUGUUGAUAGAGGAUGAAACAGAACCAAUUGCAACAUCACAGUGUAGCAAUAUUGACAUUCAAAAAGAUUCACCUGACUAAUAU
Messenger RNA from Dendronephthya gigantea, 672 nucleotides. RefSeq names its product nuclear receptor-binding factor 2-like. The transcript has 4 exons. The record is from RefSeq and is a predicted model, not a curated record. Bases 22 to 669 code for a protein of 215 amino acids. NCBI's taxonomy places the organism in Eukaryota, Metazoa, Cnidaria, Anthozoa, Malacalcyonacea, Nephtheidae. Gene Ontology annotation, biological process: autophagy.